AAGAAGUGACGGCGCAUGCGCGUUCGAGUGACAGCCGGUUGGUGUUGUUCCAGCUGUGUUGAAGAGCUCAGGGGAUAUGUGGAGCAGAGGCCAGGGCACAUCAGUUUACCUCUGGCACCGCUGCUGACCUGCACCCAGCCAAGGCGGUCAGAGACACACAGAACAACCAAAUUCAUUAAUGCAAAAGUGGACUGACAGGAGAUGUGUGCCGCUGUCUACAUUGUGUCAACAGUGACAGGCUAUGUGCUCACCUCAGCCCUGCUGCUGAAAUGUCCAACUCUCCUACACCGGAGGAAGAGGGAGAGGUUCCUCAGCAGGCACAUUUCUCAUCGUGGAGGUGCAGCAGAAAACCUGGAGAACACCAUGGCAGCUUUCAAACAUGCUGUGGAUAUUGGGACAGACAUGCUGGAGCUGGACUGCCACCUGACAAAGGAUGAGCAGGUCGUGGUCUCACAUGAUGCCAACUUGAAGAGGGUCUGUGGCGUCGAUGCAAAGAUCAGUGACCUGGCUUAUGCUGAGCUUCCUCCUUACCUCUGCAAGCUGGGUGUAACCUUUCAAAGAGAGUGUUUCUGUGAGGGAGGUGAAGACAAACGUAUCCCUCUCCUCAAGGAUGUGUUCGACGCCUUCCCAAACACCCCCAUCAACAUCGACAUCAAGGUCAACAAUGACACACUCAUUAAGAAGGUUUCUGAGAUGGUUGUUAAUUAUGACAGAGAGGAUCUGACUGUAUGGGGCAACUCCAGAAACCAGAUUGUCAAAAAAUGUUACAAGGAGAAUCCCAAUAUUCCAGUCUUGUUCAGUUUGCCCAGGGUGCUGCAGUUACUGGGUCUCUUCUACACAGGCCUCCUGCCCUUUGUGCCCCUGAAGGAGCAGUUUCUGGAGAUCCCCAUGCCCUCCCUAAUAACCAAACUAAAAGAUCCAAGCGGAUUAACAAGAAGUCAAAGAUUUAUAGCCUGGCUUGCAGACACUUUGCUGAUGAGAAAAGCUCUUUUUCAACAUUUAACUGCAAGGGGAAUACAGGUGUACAUUUGGGUGCUGAAUGACGAGGAGGAUUUCCGAAGGGCGUUUGACUUGGGAGCCACAGGAGUAAUGACAGAUUUUCCCACCAGGCUCAAAGAGUUUAUGGAUAGGAAUGGCAUUUCUAAGCCCCAGUGACCUGCCAACUCAUACCUCUCUCCAUCUCCACGGCCAUUAUCCUUCAAGCUCGCUGACCUGCCAAACAAGCUCUCCACAUUCGCCCACUUUUACUGCACGCAUUCCUGCAGACCUGCUUUCACUUUGGGGUUCUACAAGUAUGAGGCUCACCUUACAUUAGAGAUGUAUACUUUUAUAGUAGUAAGCUAGGAAAAGAGAUUUAUUUGUAUUAAUCAAGCCUUUUUUCAUCUUAAUUUACCCAUCCUAAAAUUUUGGUGAAAGAUUCCAAAUACUAGAGCAAUGGAUAUGAUUGUAAUGUAGUGACGGCCAUGUUUGAGAUUUAAUAUUAAACCUACAGUCAUGAAAAGAUGAUUAGACCACUCUUGUUUUCUUCAUUUCUUAUUCUAAAACUGUAUUACCUGAAGAAUACAAUAAAAAAAGGGUGGUCUUAUCAUUCUUUCCAAGACUUUAUGUUAAAUAAUUAGCCAUUGCACAUAAAUAUCAAAGAUUAUUUAUGCUGUAGUAAAAGCAGCAGUCCAACGGACACUGAGAUAAACAGUUUACACAAAAAAAGGUCCAGAAAUAGUUUUAGCACAUAUUACAUUCAAAAGAAAUUUUUUUUUUUUUACUCAAAAAGUAUAUAAUUUUUUUAAGUUAAGUUUCAUUAAGUUUUAUUUUCCAGUGUUUAAAUGUUUUUUUUAAUUUACAUGUCAGGAUCACCUUAAAAAGUCAAUGAGACUUUGUCUACUGGUGAAUCUGAAUAAUUUCGAUCAUCUCCUUAAAGUUAAGUAUAUUAGUUUCUUGGACACAGAUUUCAUUUAAAUUUCAUGAUUAUAUUGUAAAGUUAAUGAAUAUUUAAAAAUUCUGUUUAUCAGCAAAGGUGAAUAUUAAAUAAAUCAAGUUUAUUUAUAAAGGGCUUUCAAACAAUCACAACAAAGAACCAAAAGCUGCACCUAACUGCAAACUAUAAAGCUGCAUUUAAAGUAAAAUAUAUGCAUUUGAACGAUGGAAGACUAAAAUCAGUAAAACCAAUGUAGUAUAGUGUUUGCUGAGGUUAAAAAUUAAAGCUUAAAAAAAUCUAAUGGAGUUUAUUUUAACACAAACACUUUCUAAAAUAUUUGUCUAUGUGCAGGAGAUUUAAAGACUCAAUAUUUGGUCUAAUCUCCUUUUGCAUGAAUGAUUCAUUAAAGCUGCUUUGUAUGGAGGUGAUCAGCAUGUGGCGCUGCAGAGGCAUUCAUUAAAUGAAUAUUGGUGGAUCAGUGUGUGAACACUUAACGUCGCACAGAGAAAAAUAGUUAGAAUGCAGUUAAAAAUCAACGUAUAAAUAUAGCACCUUCCCCAUUUUUAAAGGGAUUAAAUAUUCAAAUUUUCUCAUAAAUUGGCCUUUAAGCUUCAAUGAGCUGUAAGCUAUAAUCAACAUAAUAUGUAAUGAAACUCUGAACAUAAGGUCACUUUUUAAUUUGAACUACUCAAGUAUGUCAUUGGUGAUUGUUUAAUUCAUUAAGGUGAUCUGUUAUUUUACUCUGAGCCAUUAGGAAUCUUUAAAUCUGUUCAACAAGAUGUGGAACUUUCUGGCAUUAGUAUUAAAACUAAAGGCUAUUUAUGAAUUUAAUAAACUCCCAGAGUUCAGUGUAAAACCGUUUUUUCUUCCUAAAAUUAUAGGUUUACAUCAUACAAUGUCUAAACUACUUUUAUUUCACCCGCUUUGUGGUAUUUCCCACUUUUGAAUUGUUUUCCUGUUUUUUUUUUUUUCCCCCUAACAUCAGACAUAGAAUGAAAACAGUGUUAGGUGUUGAAGGAAGCCUAGGUGUUAUAAUAAAAAUGACCACUAACAUAUUAUGGUGUGUUCAUCAUAUCUGAAUUUCAAAUAGGAAAAAAUUUAUUUUUAUGAUGAGGAAAGUCCCCCACCCUACCCCCCCAAGCGACAUAUCAUCUGAUGUUGCCAUUCUGCUUUAAAAGCUCCUUUCUGUUACAUAAAUAGGAAACUUGAAAGAAGCAGAGCCCUUUUAGUUCACUGUACUGUAAUAGCUACUAUUUGCUGGUUUUAUUGUGCUUUUAUACAUAGAAAUGUCUAUUUGGAGUUUUCUCCUUGAAUCGACAUAUAUAUAUAUAUUUUUUCUCAUGUAUGAUUUGAGCAAAGAGUUUUGCACAGUUUAUAAAUUGUUCUCUUCUGUCUGUGUGACACUAAUCGUAUUUAAAGCUGUUUUUAAAAAUGAUGAGAUGAGUUCUGUAUUCAGACAGUUUAUUGGAAGCUGAUAUGUAUUAAAAUCUGCAAGACAAUGAUGGCAAGCAGGGAAUGCUCCUGUUGUCAUAAGGAGGAUGCCACUGGGUAAACCUGCUCAAACCAAUGAUUCUUUUUGAUCCGCAGGUAUGACCAUGUGUUAAUGGUCUGUAAUGAAUGUAGUAUUGAGUGAAUGUACUAUUAGAUGCAGUUUUGCUUUGAAUUGUUAUGUUUUUUGUCAUUUACUGGUAUCAUUCAAUGAAUUUUCGACAGUAUUUCCUUAGCUGUCUGUGUACAAUCAGCUUUUUCCUGAAAUUGAUCUACCAGACCUUUUACAAUGAUAUUGUUGUACUGUACCCAGCGUCAUGUUAUUCUGCAUGUUUUCAACAACGUUGGUCUGUUUUGAAAAGAAUCAGUUUGUGGGACCAGGCCGCUUGAGUUUUCCAAAAACUUAUCCCACAUUCUGACCAGCAUUUCAUUGAUUAUAGAUAAUAAAAAGUACAUUUACAUCCACAACAAUA
Cyprinodon tularosa is the source of this 3876-nucleotide messenger RNA. It is a transcript of the gene gdpd1, whose product is annotated as glycerophosphodiester phosphodiesterase domain containing 1. Gene Ontology annotation, biological process: glycerophospholipid catabolic process; N-acylethanolamine metabolic process. The coding region runs from base 202 to 1155 and encodes 317 amino acids. NCBI's taxonomy places the organism in Eukaryota, Metazoa, Chordata, Actinopteri, Cyprinodontiformes, Cyprinodontidae. Gene Ontology annotation, molecular function: phosphoric diester hydrolase activity; phosphatidylcholine lysophospholipase A1 activity. Gene Ontology annotation, cellular component: endoplasmic reticulum membrane. The record is from RefSeq and is a predicted model, not a curated record. The transcript is spliced from 11 exons.